Messenger RNA from Necator americanus (New World hookworm), 507 nucleotides. RefSeq lists its product as uncharacterized. Lineage: Eukaryota; Metazoa; Nematoda; Chromadorea; Rhabditida; Ancylostomatidae. The record is from RefSeq and is a predicted model, not a curated record. The coding region runs from base 1 to 507 and encodes 168 amino acids. The transcript has a single exon.
AUGAACUCCAACAAAUUGCCUUGUCUAGAUUUUUGUGAUAUCUCUGUGUGCCCUUUGCUGCACUGCAGGAAACACAGACGUAAACUCUGGAUCGUAAGUGCUCACGGACCUACGGAAACCGCUGAGGACAAUAGUAAGGACGCCUUCUAUGAUGAACUCAAUGCGUGGAUGUCCAAAAUACCCAGCCAGCAAGUGGUGAUUGUCGACGUAAAUGCGAAGAUGGGACUUGAACAACAAUCUCAUGUGCAAAGAAAAUGGUAUUACCAAGCGCAACGCACGUCGGAUAAGGGUGACUGUCUUGUCGACUUUUGUGAACAGACGGAUCUCGCUAUCUCUUCCACGUUUAAGAAGAAUCAUCGACGCCAUCAGCUCCCGUGGCAGGGGUCAACACUUUUAACGCUUGAAGAGCAGCACAAGCGGAAGAUGAGAACUCUCAAAUUUCAGUUCGACUACGUUUUGACGAGGAACAUUCUUCAGUCAGAUAUCCAAAAAUCUAGAGCCCCUUGA